AUGGAGGAGUUAUGCAGAGCCCACAACUCAGCUGCGGACAAAAUACAGAAACUUGAAGAGGAACAAACAAUCUUACGGCAAAAGAUCGCCGAUUUUGAAGACCGCUCAAGGCAAAACAACGUUAGUUUUAGGGGUAUAGUGGACUCUGUCACCACCGAGAAGCUACCUGCUUACCUCAAGACCCUGUGUAAAACACUGGUCCCGCAGCUAGAGGUAUCCGAAUGUCUUUGCAUCGCCUACCUCGACCGCAGCGCUUUGCAAAUGACACUCCAAGGGACACCAUCGCUACGUACCAUUUUUCUGAUCAAAGGAUUUGCUCCUAGCAGCCACAACGUGAGAGGAUGA
This is a messenger RNA of Pelobates cultripes (western spadefoot toad), 345 nucleotides long. The record is from the annotation of a GenBank genome assembly. Lineage: Eukaryota; Metazoa; Chordata; Amphibia; Anura; Pelobatidae.